Messenger RNA from Pyrus x bretschneideri (Chinese white pear), 1093 nucleotides. RefSeq lists its product as uncharacterized. The coding region runs from base 431 to 907 and encodes 158 amino acids. Lineage: Eukaryota; Viridiplantae; Streptophyta; Magnoliopsida; Rosales; Rosaceae. The record is from RefSeq and is a predicted model, not a curated record. The transcript has 2 exons.
GGAGGACUCUUGUUACAAAUUUCAAUUGUUGUUGCAGCUUGAAAUUAUGUAUUGAAGUUCUAUGAAAUGUAUUUGUGACUUCCUAUAACUUAGAAUAGUUUAGAAUAAAAUAUCGCUCGUUUAGAAAAAAAAACAUUUAAAAAAACGUUUGGUUUAUCGGAUGACUCGAUAGAAAUUGUUAGGUUUGAAUAGCUAAUAAAAUAUACAAAGAUACAAGAUCACAAACUUUGGCCCAAAACAAGUGCUCAUAUUUAAUAAUUCUGUAGGAAAAAAAAAAAAAAAAUCCACUAUCCCAUAAAACCAAACGACUCCAUAGGCAUUUUAUCCUCCAACCAUUUCACUGUUUCUCUCUCUUUCCUGUCUGCUUUUUUUUUUUUACAUAUCAGUAUGUCAUGAAAGAAAUGCGCAACCGAGUUUCCCUAUUUUUUCAAUGGUUUUUCUCCGAGGUUUCGGUCUGAAUCUAAUGGGCGGUGAAGAUAGGUGGCAAGGCAUCGCUCUAGCUCCAGUAAAUACAGAGAUAGAAGAGGAGCAAUGGAGGAACUUCAACAACUCAGUGAAUGCAGUUUCUUUAGGUUUUGUAGCAACUGCUAUCCUCAUCUCAAUGUUUCUCGUCAUGGCUAUUUUUGAGAGAUUUUUCAGGCCCAGAUCAUCACAGCUGACCACUUCAGCUCGGACUGCUGCUACUACUCAUUUGGAUCUUCAGGCACAGAUUACCAACAAUGAUUCCAAGCUUGAUCGCCACAACUCUCACAAAAUGAGAAAUUAUGCCAGAGAAGUGUCUGUGAUGAUGCCUGGAGAAGAUAUGCCUACCUUCAUUGCACAUCCUGCUCCUGCACCGUGCCAGCCAGAGCGCAUCGCUUGGCCUCUCCAUCAACACAAACCACGCUUCAGUUCCGUCUUCAGCUAAAUUGCAAGCCGAAGCAAGACAUGGAUACCGGCAACCAAACCUAGUUUUCGUUACUUCUUUUAGUUCCGGACAUAUGAUUGAAUUUGGGUUGGUUGACUACCACGUUAGUGUUUUGAACGUAGGAGGAAGCCAGGAACCAAACUCAUCAGCACUACAACAAUCAUAUGUAUAAAGCUUUGGCUGUCA